UACGUGCCUUGUGUCGUCUCCACUCCAACGAUUGUUUGGCGGUUGGAAUUCAUAAAGAGCGGUUUGUUGAACCGUGCCCGAAUAUCCUUCCUCCAUCGCUGUCGUUACUCACCCCCUCACCGUAAACGCUCACGAUCUUUCACCGUCCAUCCUUUUGACUUCACAAUGACCGCGCCCGUCGCCAAUCUGCGGACAGCGCUCCUCCCCGUGCUCAACCUUCUAGGCGCAUCCAUCACUGGAUUCAACCCAUUCCCAUUCAACCCAGGUUUCAACAUCGAGAACGUUACUUCCCUGGCCGUUUCCCUACCUUCUCACUCAUGGGAAUACGGCGUGACCACCCAGGCGCUCCUUGAACUUUACGAACCCCAACACUCCGUAUUUGGCGAUCGCCCAUUCCCUGUCCCUGUCCUCCCUCGUAACGCUUCGCGAUCCCUAACAUAUGUCGCGGACAAGAUCCGAUGGGGAGACCAGCGCUUCGACGCCUUGGAUGCUGGAAACGGAGCAGCAGGAGAUCCUGCAAGCAUGGGCGUGGCUGCCGUCAUGCUAGGAAAGACAGAGGAGAGGUUUGCUGAGGCUGCCCACCGCACAGCGGCGGGUCUCCUUGAGGAUGUCCCACGUUUUGCCAAUGGUGCAAUCUCCCAUCGGGCAGCACUGCCCGUUCUAUGGGCUGAUUUCAUGUAUAUGGUCCCCCCAUUCCUGGCAUACUACGCUGCGGACAACAACAAUGAAGACCUCCUCCGCGAAACCGUCAGGCAAUGUCGCCUUUAUCGCGAGGUACUGCAGGCCAACAGUUCCGAGCCAUGGAGCGGUCUCUGGAGGCACAUUAUCGGCCCUGAGGCUGAGGACCCCCGCUUAUGGGCGACGGGGAAUGCUUGGACAGCUGCAGGCAUGGCCCGUGUGCUCGCCACAGUUAUGAAAGCGCCCGUCUCUCAAGGUAAAGCUUGGAGGCAGGGAUCCAUUGACCAGUUGACCACCUAUAUCAAGGAGAUCCUUGACGGUGCAAUCAACGCUCCCCACGACGAUGGCCUCAUCCGCAACUAUAUGGACGACCAGUCGUCCCCCAAUGGCUUCGGCGAGAUUUCGGGAAGCUCGCUCCUCGCUGGCACUGCCUACCGCAUGGCUGUCAUUGACCCACAAACAUUUGGCCGGCGCUAUAUUGAGUGGGCGGAUGGAAUUCGAGCGACCCUUUCUGGUCGGGACAGGAAUGGAAACCCUCAUGUUACAGAAACCGGCGUCGUCACCCCCGCAGUUAACCCACUUGGCUGGCGAGACCCCAACCCCUUGACCACUGGAAGCCCGGAAGGCCAGGCGUUUGUCGUUCUCAUGUAUACUGCAUGGAGGGACUGCGUCAAGGCGGGUAUCUGCUCUCGUCAUCCCGAAGGGUCUGGCGCUAGCGUUUCGUCCAACCAAGGGCGAACCGGCCCUGUCGGUUCGCGAAGAAUGGUCAAACGGAGCCACCAUGCCCUUCAGCGACGCGCCGUUGACCAUCAUCAUUCGAACUAA
Molecule: messenger RNA, 1503 nt
Organism: Coprinopsis cinerea okayama7#130
Lineage: Eukaryota; Fungi; Basidiomycota; Agaricomycetes; Agaricales; Psathyrellaceae
Exons: 2
Coding region: 166-1503 (445 amino acids)
Biological process (GO): carbohydrate metabolic process
Source: RefSeq, a predicted model, not a curated record